Messenger RNA from Sphaeroforma arctica JP610, 1152 nucleotides. RefSeq lists its product as hypothetical. Gene Ontology annotation, cellular component: chromatin; nucleolus. The record is from RefSeq and is a predicted model, not a curated record. NCBI's taxonomy places the organism in Eukaryota, Ichthyosporea, Ichthyophonida. Gene Ontology annotation, molecular function: macrolide binding; peptidyl-prolyl cis-trans isomerase activity. The transcript has 2 exons. The coding region runs from base 85 to 1056 and encodes 323 amino acids.
UCACCCCUGUCGUUCUGAUCUAGAAUUGUAACCUUGGAAGUCUGAAUUGUGAGUGAAUAGGGAUUCUUACGAUCUUUGUUAAAAAUGUCAGGUGCUUUUUGGUGUUUGGUCUGUGAGCCAGGAAAUAAGUAUUCGCAAACCGUCGAGGAGGGUUUUAACAUAUGCUCGGCAGCACUAGGUGCUGACGCUGAAGCAGGUAGUACUACUUUAUACGCACGAGUAGAGGAUGAUGAAGUGGCGCUCUGUACCCUGAACAAAGAUAAAUGGCCACAGUAUCCUUUGACCAUCCCAUUCGCCACUGGCACCGAGUUGUGCUUUUUUGUCAAGGGGAAGAAUCGAAUCUAUUUGACUGGUUUCACAGAUGGUGAGGAGGAGAAUGAUGACGAGGAGAUCGACCCUAGUAUGUAUGAUCCCCGUAUGAUACAGGCUAUGAAAGAACAAGGUUUAAUCCCGAAUUCAGAAGAUGAAGAUGAUAGCGGUUCUGAUGGAGGCUCAGACGAUUCUGAGUUGAUGGCUGAAUUACUUGGCGGCUCGUCUGAGUCGGAUGAUGCAACAAAAGUGGUAGAGAUUCCGGCUGAGAAGAAGCUGCCAACCAAGCGCGUAGCUGAGGAGCAGACUGCUAAAGCGGUUGCCAAGAAGGUGAAGAAGGAAAAAGAGGCUCCUAAAGCCUUGAAAGAGGCAGUGAAGCCCAAAGAGCAGCCAUCCAAGAAGCCUAAGCAGACGAAAUUGGCCAGCGGGACAAUCGUAGAGGAUGUGAAGGUUGGCACUGGGGCGAUGGCUAAAAAAGGAAAGAACGUUGGUAUGCGUUACGUGGGUCGUCUUGCCAGCAACAACAAAGUAUUCGAUCAAAAUACUGGCGGUAAACCUUUCCGUUUUCGACUAGGUGCAGGAGAAGUUAUUAAAGGUUGGGAUCAGGGUCUCGAGGGUAUGCAGGUCGGAGGUAAGAGGAUUCUCAGAAUCCCACCAUCCUCCGGCUAUGGAGCACGUGGAGCUCCCCCAACAAUCCCUGGCAACAGCACUCUGCUUUUUGAGUGUGAGCUUGUUUACGUGAAGUAGAUUUUUUUUGGUGCUGGGUGUCAGCGGAGUGGGUAAUAAAAGUUGUACAUAGUCGAAAGGGCAACGGUUGUUUCGAUUGUUUACUACCUGGUGUUG